ACGCUGCGGCGCAGGAGAACAAGUCCACCCAAAGGGAGGAGACUGGAGAGGUCGAAGCUUCGGUAGAGACGACCACAUAAGAGACGCAACAGGACCCAAGGUCACCCUCGUUCCGGGUUGCAGUGGCACUUCCCUUGCCCCCUUCGCCGGCUCUUUCCAUUGAAGCGAUCCGUGAAGAGAUACACGAACCGACGAGCGCCCUCGUUGAACGACAACAAGGGCACCCUAACAACGACGACAUGGCUUCCAACACCCUCACACCGCGGCCCUCUGGCGGCGGCGGCUUUGGCGGCACCUCACCCACUCCUUCGCAUGGCACCACUGGCACCUUCGGCCAAGGCAGCCGCAGCGGUGGCGGCGGCCCUCCCAGCCGAGGAGGCUUUGGAGGUGGUAGAGGCGGCUAUGGCGGGCCGGGCGGCCGCAGCGGUGGGUUUGGAGGCGGAGCAGCAGGAAAUCUCGGGGGGCGAGGAGGCGCUCCGGCUUCCAACGCGAGCGCGGCUGGCGGAGGAGCUGCUCAAGCAGCUGCCUCGGCAUCUGCACCCGGCACCGCACCCACACCCGCGCCACCCAUCAACCUUGUACCCUCCGCCGUCAACAACCAGACAUACGCGAUCGACGGUCCUAAUGGACGGAUCCUGUGUGUGGCCGAUGUGCGAGGUAACAUCUCCUCGCUGAAUCAGCUCGCAGCGGAACAUCAAGCCAAGGCGAUCAUCCACACGGGUGACUUUGGCUUCUACGAGGCAUCGAGCCUCGGGCGGAUCAGCGAUCGCACUCUCAAGCAUCUCGUGCAGUACUCGACUCUGAUCUCGCCCCACUUGCGCACGCAGCUACUGGCCGCCGAGCCGACGCGCGGCCUGGCGAAUGCGGCGGCAGCGACGCAGUCUGCGUUGCGCACGCAGGUGAUAAACUCACCCGUGCCGCUCCUGUCCGACUUCCCGCUCUUCCUCAAUGGCCAGCGCAAACUCGAAGUCCCCGUCUUCACCGUCUGGGGUGCCUGCGAGGACGUGGCGAUCCUCGAAAAGUUCCGCACGGGCGAGUACGCCGUGCCAAACCUGCACGUCCUCGACGAGGCCACCACGCGCGUCAUCGAUGUCGGCGGCGUUAAGCUGCGCCUGUUCGGGCUCGGCGGCGCCGUCGUGCUGCACAAGCUGUUUGACAACGGUACCGGCAACGCGACCAUCGCCGGCGGGCAGGGGACUAUGUGGACGACUGUGCUGCAGAUCGGCGAGCUGGUGGAUACUGCUCAAAAGGUCUACGACCCCACGGAGACGCGCAUGCUCAUCACGCACGCCUCGCCCGGCAGGGAAGGCUUGCUGGCGCAGCUCGCGCUGGCGCUCAAGGCCGACCUGACGGUCUCCGCCGGUCUGCACUUCAGGUACGGCGUCUCGUACAACGAGUUCAGCGUGCAGCACGACGCGGAAAACUUCCGCAACAAGCUCGUCAGCGCAAAGACCGCGUUCGGCGAGGUGUGGGAUACGGUCAAGUCGCAGGUUGAAUCGGUGAUUGAUGACAACCAGCGCAUCCUGCUCAACAACGCCCUCGCCGUCACCAACCGCCUGCCGCCCGUCGCCGCGCCCAACGGCGCCGUCAGCGAGGAGCCGGCGUGGAAGAACACGUGGAACUGGAACCUGCCCGACGCGGCGUACGGCAGUCUCGUGCUCGACGUCAGGGACGGGCGCAUCAGCGCAGAGACAAAGAGUCAGGGCUUCAACUUUGCUUAUAGACUCAACAACGUGCCGCCACCCGCCAGCACGCCCGUCGCCAACGCAAUCGGGGCCGCUACCGCGAGAUCGGCGCUUCUGCAGGCCUCGCCAAACGUGCCAAAUGCCACGCCACCACCGCCGCCGCCGCAACAGCAGCAGCAGCCACCGACAGGACCGAAAGCUACACGUGAUUUCUGGGACGCUGCCAAGUCUGCUUCGUCGGCCGGAAGGACCAACGGUCCGAGCAAUAAUGGCGGUGCUGCCGCGGGUGCUGCUGGAAACAGGGCGAACGGGGGCACCCCUGCAUCUGCACAAGACUCGCUUGCCCCCAGCGCCAGCAAGCGGGAUCUGAGAGCGAACCCGAAGAAGGAGCGCAAGUUUGGCAGCGUGGAUGCAGUGAGCAGCAGCACCGGCGCACGUUCCGACGCGGAGUCAGGCGCGGCGUGCAGCACGGACACCAGCCGGGCCAGCGCCAAGGGUAAGGAAGGCAAACAGCAAGCCGACAGGCCUCCAGUCAAGCGCGCUCCCGAACUCUAUCUUUCCGGCCUGGCAGAUGUGCUUCCCGUCAGCGAAGAACACAUCAAGUCCUACUUUGGCGAUGCGGCGCAAGGGAUCACCCACGUCAAACUUGCCUUCUCCAACGAAAGGAGGCACAGAGGCGACAUCAACUCUGCGGCCAGCGGCGCUGACGAGCCGGCCGAGGGCGAUGCCGGCAAGGACAAGGAGAAGCCGAGGGUGCAAAGACCAUUUGCGCUGAUUGAGUUCGUCAGCGAGGACGCAAUGCAAGCUGGCCUAAAGAAGGCCGGGCAGACCCUCAAGUCCGACAAGGGCGGGUGCGUCCCACGCCUCGAGAUUUCGACGCCGCCGGAGGAGCGCAAGAAGGACAGGGCAAGAGGCAGGCAAGGCGCGGCUUUUGGAAAGGAGCAGACAGAGGCGACGGAGGGCGCAAGCGGCGCGAGUUGUGCGGAGAAGUCCGGCGCCGAGGACGGCGCGAGCAGUGGAAGACACAAGACCAAGCGCGGCGGGCAGAAGAGGCGAGGCGGCGCUGCUGCAGGUGGUGCUCCCGCGGGCGACAGGAAGCCUUCGAUGGCGCCAGCGCCGGAGAAGAGCGCUGCGUGAACGUGUGCCAUGGA
This is a messenger RNA of Tilletiaria anomala UBC 951, 2836 nucleotides long. RefSeq lists its product as uncharacterized. The transcript has 4 exons. The coding region runs from base 240 to 2822 and encodes 860 amino acids. The record is from RefSeq and is a predicted model, not a curated record. NCBI's taxonomy places the organism in Eukaryota, Fungi, Basidiomycota, Exobasidiomycetes, Georgefischeriales, Tilletiariaceae.